Messenger RNA from Histoplasma capsulatum G186AR, 537 nucleotides. RefSeq lists its product as uncharacterized. Gene Ontology annotation, cellular component: mediator complex. The transcript is spliced from 2 exons. NCBI's taxonomy places the organism in Eukaryota, Fungi, Ascomycota, Eurotiomycetes, Onygenales, Ajellomycetaceae. The coding region runs from base 1 to 537 and encodes 178 amino acids. Gene Ontology annotation, molecular function: transcription coregulator activity. The record is from RefSeq and is a predicted model, not a curated record. Gene Ontology annotation, biological process: regulation of transcription by RNA polymerase II.
AUGGCGGACAUCCUCACACAACUUCAAACAUGUUUGGACCAGCUCGCAACCCAAUUCUACGCGACCCUCUGCUACCUAACAACCUACCACGAUCACGCCGCAGCAACCCCGCCCUCCAACAUCCCAACCGCAAUCCCACAACUGAAAAAGAUCCCAAAAAACCCUUCCCCCACCGCUACCACAUCCACCACCGCAAAAGCCGCCUCCCCGCAGCCCACAACCCCCGCUGCCGCAGAUGCACAAGCCCAGCAACAAGAACCGUCGCCAGCAGAACCUACCCCCGACCCCCCCGAGAUCUUUGCCCUGCGGCAGCGCGAGCUAGCUCGUGACCUGAUUGUCAAGGAACAGCAGAUUGAGUACCUCAUCAGCGUUUUGCCGGGGGUGGGGAGUAGCGAAGCGGAGCAGGAAGAGAAGAUUAGGCGGUUGGCGGAGGAAUUAAGGGUUGUGGAGGCGGAGAGGAGGGAGAAGAGGAGGCAGAUGAGGAAGUUGGGAGAGAGAGUUGAUGAGUUGUUGGGGGCCGUGGAAGGGACGGGGUGA